Vollenhovia emeryi is the source of this 2252-nucleotide messenger RNA. RefSeq names its product syntenin-1-like. NCBI's taxonomy places the organism in Eukaryota, Metazoa, Arthropoda, Insecta, Hymenoptera, Formicidae. Bases 159 to 1064 code for a protein of 301 amino acids. Gene Ontology annotation, cellular component: plasma membrane; cytoplasm. The record is from RefSeq and is a predicted model, not a curated record. Gene Ontology annotation, molecular function: protein binding. The transcript is spliced from 8 exons.
UUCGAUCUAUUUAUCCUGGCUGACAGCUCGCGGCAGGGAGAAGACUACUGCCAGGGAUUCGGACGACUCGAUCUGCGGGUUUAACUUAAAUUGACACGACAGCGCUUGGCGCACUGACACCUCUGUCUAACAUCCGCCGGUUUCAUAAAGAAUUCAAGAUGUCUCUCUAUCCUACGCUAGAAGAUAUGAAGGUGGAUCAUAUGAUGAAGGCUCAGCUGCAGAACGAGUCGCAGUUUAUCGCUUCGAUACCGACUACGACUCCCUCGGCGCCGGCUUACGUUCCUUCUGCGCCCGGUAUGCUGUACCCAUCCUUGGGUGACUACAUGGGCCUCGAGCUGACCGAAGAUACCAUUGCGCAAAAUAUGCCUGAAUACGCACUCGCUACCCGUCAGAAUGCGACUGAUGUGGCUCUCACUUCGCCGUGCAGCCCAUUGGCAGGGAUGGUCGCUCCUUUGUCAGGACAAUCCGUGGCUUUGCAGAAAGCUCAUGUAACAAAUGGUAUCCGAGAGUUGACGCUUUGUAAGGACGGUGACGGGAAGGUUGGCGUUAGGGUACACGCCAUAAACAAUGGAGUCUUUGUCUGCCUCGUGAGUCAAAACUCCCCAGCGGCGAUGGCCGGAUUACGUUUCGGCGAUCAAAUUUUGAGCAUCAAUGACGUGUGCGUUGCCGGAUACUCGAUGGAACAAGUGCACAAGCUUUUCCGCAACGCCGAUGUCAAUGGGAUAAAAGUGAUCGUGCGCGACAGACCACUCGAGCGUACCGUAACAAUGCACAAGGACAGUACCGGUUACAUCGGAUUUCAAUUUAAGAACGGAAAAAUAAUUGCUUUAGUGAAAGACUCGUCGGCCACGCGAAACGGACUUUUAACCGAUCAUCAAAUACUCGAGAUUAACGGAAAGAACGUAGUUGGGUUGAAGGAUAAAGAUAUCACAGUGGAGAUUGAAAAGGGUGGAGAUGUCAUCACUGUAACGAUCAUACCAUCUUACCUUUACGAUCACAUGAUGAAAAAAAUGUCGAGCAGCUUGUUGAAGAGUUUGAUGGACCAUUCUGCGGUGGACCUUUAAAUUGAAACAAAUUGCCAGUUUCAUACAUUGCCAUACAGCCAACUGUGCCAAUAGGCAUGUGCAUUAUUCUCCGUAGCUUCAUUACAAAAAAAAAAGUAACGAGUACGCUACAUAUCCUACACCGUAUAAGCACAUUUAUAAGAUGCCAACCAUAUUUCCAUAGCAAGCAUAUAUGUGAUACCCGUUUAAAAAUAGCCUAUAUUGCAUGUCGGAAGUGAUGCUAAUUGGCUACAAAUUACGAAAAAGUAUUUAUCAGAGAUUAUUUUUUUAUACAGAAGCACGUCUAAACUUGCGAAAAAUAUGCAGAUUUAAAUGUUCAACUCCAACUGCAAAGAGAAAGUUACUAGUUACAUUUACUUUAAUAGCAGAACAGUUAUGCUAUAAGAUGAAAUAUAUAUUAUAUCCUAUACUGCACGAUUAAAAAAAUCCAUAUCGUUAUUUAUAGCAGGGCCACUCGUAAUUAUAUCGACGUUAUAUACAACUUAUUUUCAAUCUCUUAAUUCUUUGAAUGAGAUAAAAACUCAUUUUGUUAUCAUUUUGGGCAUAAUUGCCGUUUAAAUUAGACAUUUACAAUACAACUUGUUUUAAAUUUGAAUAUAAAUUUUUUAAUCUUGCUUUGCAAUUAACAUACUUUUACUUUAACAAAUCACAAUAUUCUUCUAUGUAUGUAAAAAGUCGUAUCGUGGAAAGUAGUGAUAGUCAUUAGAUAAAUAUUAACUAGUUUUUAUUACCUUCUAUGAUGAACUGUCCAUUUUAUAUUAUACAAUAGUAUUAUUUAUUUUUCGAUUUUCUGUCUACCAUAUUUGUCACAUUGGUAGAAACACGAUAAAGUAAAAAAAUAAUAGUUAAGAAAAGAGAAAUAAAAUAUGGUGUAAUUUUUCCUCUCAUACUUUUCGAUAUUUUCUUUGUUGAUAUUUUAAUCGAAAAUAAUUUAUAUAGAUCUGUAGCGUAGAUCUUUCUUAGAUCUUCUCUCGGUUAUUUAAAAAAGUGGAUUGAUAUUUUACUUUUCCAAUCAAAUUUUGUAAAAUAUGUUAUCGUAGCAACUUAUUCACUAACUUCAGAAACUAUCGAUUAAUGCCAUUCUUUUCAAUAAUAUAAAUAGAAAUAUAUUAGACUUGAUAGAUGAACGUUCUUACAUUUGAAAAAAUUAAAUAGAAUUUAGUUCAACAAUAAAUGGAUAUGUAUUUC